Triticum urartu is the source of this 2190-nucleotide messenger RNA. RefSeq lists its product as uncharacterized. NCBI's taxonomy places the organism in Eukaryota, Viridiplantae, Streptophyta, Magnoliopsida, Poales, Poaceae. The record is from RefSeq and is a predicted model, not a curated record. Gene Ontology annotation, molecular function: protein binding.
CUAUGCACUCCCAGUGCCCAGCUCAGGUCAACACAUGCCCCACGUGCCUCCUCCUCUUCUCAUGGCGGCUGCCGGUGGUAAUCGCCACCUCCCUCUUCCCCUUCUUACUGAUCCUACACUCCGCUUGGCAGCGGUGCGAAGAGACAACUUUUUUUUAGGUGAAGACAGACUGCAAUGGUUGGAUGCUGGCCCACAGAAAAUACAGCCCAUCCCAGGCCCAGGCUAUUAUACCGUAGUCCAGGCCCAACUGUUGCCCAUCGCGGUCGAGUGAACUGGGACACGCAGCCCCCCUCGUCCUCAUCUUCUCCGCCGCCAUGGCCUCCGACCUCGGGCAACCGCCGCCGGCGAAAUGCCCACCGAGGGCACCCACCACCAUUACCGAUAUCGGCGACGACCUCCUUUGCGAGAUCUUCCUCCUCCUUCCCUCCCUCCCGAGCCUCGUUCGCGCCGCCCUCGCCUGCCGCACCUUCCUCCACGCCGUCCGUUCGUCCCGCGCCUUCCGCCGCCGAUUCCGGGCGCUCCACCAUCCGCAGCUCCUUGGCUUCUUCCGUGAAACCGGCCGCGAAGCCAUCCCUCCCUUCGUCCCCGUCCGCAGAAGCUCCGACCCCGACCUCACCGCCGCCGUCAGCGGUUCCGAUUUCUUCCUCUUCCGCCUCCCUGAAGACAGCGAUUCCACCCCCGGCUGGGAGCUGAAGUGCUGCCACGACGGCUACCUCGGCCUCGCCAACAAUGUCACCGAACAGAUCGCUGCCUACAACCCCCUCACGCAGGCACUGCAUCUCUUCCCCCAGCCGCUCAGGGAGAUCCUCAGCAAGGGUCUGUUCCCCCAGCCACAGCGGCCCAAGGAGAUCCGCAUGGAAGUCCUUGAGUUCCAUAUCCUCUUCUCCGAGGAGGACCAGCGGGUGUUCCGAAUGGCUUGUGUCCAAUUUCGGAACAUCUCGAAGGUGCCGGUGUGUGUUGCUGUCUUCUCACCGGCCACUAGGGAGUGGCAGGUUUUGCCAUGGCCGGCUCCACCACAGCCUGUGGAUGACGACGGGGACGACUGGUUCGGCUUUUGCCCUGGUAUGCAGAUGAGUGGAUUCGUUUACUGGAAACACAAGAGUAAAGCCUAUCUACUUGUUCUCGACAACGUGACACAGCAGUUCUCUAGAGUGAAUUUGCCGCAUUUCUUGGGAAAGAUAGACCCUACGCUGUUCAAGCUUGGUCAGACCAAGGGUGGGAAGCUCUGCAUGGUUACGGCAGAUGACUCCGACGCAAAUAUAGGAACGCUUGUUGUUCAUGUUUGGGGAGCUGAUGAUGACGGUGUUGAGAAAUGGAUGCUGGAAGAUACUUUUCCACUCAGUACAUUUAUUGACGCCGACAAGUAUUUAACAGAGGAUGAUACCACGGUGCAGAUUGAGGCCGUUAUCGAUGGCUUUGUGUACCUGUCUAUUAAGUAUGAUGAUUAUGCCGAGUCCCUCAUAUCCUUCUGCCUGGAAACAGCAGAGCUAAACACGCUCUUUGAUGAUACAUAUGCAAGCCCUGCUUAUCCCUACAUUAUGUCAUGGCCUCCUUCUUUGGUAUGCAACAAGGAGGAUUGACAAACCAAGAUUACUGGAUGCAGUGUAGAAGAUGCUGGUUCUUUGGGCACAGAAGAAACUCCCUCUGCUCUUGUCACAGCGCCGCAAUCACACAAAUUUGAUUGACGACGAUGAAGCAAUAGUCAUGGAGGUAGAGGUCUUUUUACUUUGUAUUGAGGAUGAUAACAACUCUGGCAAGCAAAAUCACUACAUAUGAUGCAUAACUGACAACCUUGUGCGAUCUUAUAUUGAGAAUAAGUGUCGACUUUGUUAGCUUUAGGAAAAAGGAAGAAAGAUAGUUGACGGGAAAUGCAUGAGUGGAAGUUGUUGAUAUCUUGUCUAUGACCAAACCUUUGCCGGUUGAGAACUAGCCUGUUUGGAGUGAUCAUGGUGUACUUUUUCUCAUGAGAUGAGCUUUUAUACAAAUGCGUUGGUACUUUAGUUUUUGAUGCUGUGAAAAGGUCAUGUUUUUGUUUCCUGUUUAGCUAGAGGGCAAGCCAUGGAAUUUACGCUAUCUUGCUGUGGAUUGAGUUUCAGGCCCUUUUAUUCUUAUCUUGAGUAGUUGUCUAUCAUGGGUCCACUAUUUAUAUUCUUAUCAAUCCAGUAUUUUUAUCAUUUGACUCAACUCACU